Triticum dicoccoides is the source of this 1795-nucleotide messenger RNA. RefSeq names its product pentatricopeptide repeat-containing protein At2g20540-like. The coding region runs from base 72 to 1709 and encodes 545 amino acids. The record is from RefSeq and is a predicted model, not a curated record. The transcript has a single exon. Gene Ontology annotation, molecular function: RNA binding; protein binding. NCBI's taxonomy places the organism in Eukaryota, Viridiplantae, Streptophyta, Magnoliopsida, Poales, Poaceae. Gene Ontology annotation, biological process: RNA modification.
CGUCGGUUGCUCACCCGUCACCAACACAGCCCUCUGCCGCCAAUUCGUCGAACACCCUGUCUGCCAGAGCCAUGGCCGCGGCUCGGCAGGUGGAGGACGCCGUCAUGGCGAGGCUCCGGGCCUGCGCCACCUUCCGCGACCUCCUCCGCGUCCACGCCCACGUCGUGCAGCUGUCCCUCUCGCAGAGCAGCUACAUCGCCACCCAGAUCGUCCAGCUCUGCAACUCCCACGGCCGCACCGCGCACGCCGCGCGGGUGUUCGCCCAGGUGCACGAGCCCAACCUACACCUGCACAACGCCAUGAUCAAGGCCUACGCCCAGAACCACCUGCACCGGGAGGCGGUCGCGGUGUACGUUCGCAUGCUGAGGUGCCGCCCAUUUCCGUCGACUGGUUGCCCCGGCGGCGACCGGUUCACGUACCCGUUCCUGCUCAAGGCUUGCGGCGGCCUGGCGGCCCUCGAACUGGGCAAGCAGGUGCACGCGCACGUGGUGAGGUCCGGGUGCGAGUGCAACGCCGUCGUGGAGAACUCCAUGAUCGAGAUGUACACGCGCGCCGGCAAUCUGUCGCUCGCGCGCAAGGUGUUCGACGGAAUGCAGGAGAGGGAUGCGGUCACUUGGAACACGGUUAUAUCGGCGCACGCGAGGCUGGGUCAGAUGAGGAAAGCGAGGGCGUUAUUCAACUCCAUGCCUGAGAAGACCAUCGUUUCCUGGACUGCAAUGGUGUCCGGGUACACGGCAGCGGGGGACUUCUCGGGCGCCGUCGAGGCGUCCCGGUUGAUGCAAAUGGAAGGCUUUGAGCCGGACGACGUGAGCAUCGUCGCGGUGUUGCCGGCGUGCGCCCAGCUCGGAGCCCUGGAGCUAGGCAGGUGGAUAUACGCCUACUGUAACAGGCACCGAAUGCUGCGCAAGACAUACGUAUGCAAUGCGCUGAUGGAGAUGUACGCGAAGUGCGGAUGCAUCGACCAAGCACUCCAGCUGUUCGACGGUAUGGACGAGAAGGAUGUCAUCUCGUGGAGCACGAUGAUCAGCGGCCUUGCGGCGCAUGGGAGAGCAAAGGAGGCGGUCCUGUUGUUCGUGGAUAUGGAGAGGGAGGGGAAGGUGAGGCCCAACGGCAUCACAUUUGUCGGGCUCCUGUCAGCCUGCUCCCACGCCGGGCUCCUGGACGAAGGGCUGGACUACUUCGACCGCAUGAAGGACGCUUAUGGCAUCGAACCUGGCGUCGAGCACUAUGGCUGCAUCGUCGACCUCCUCGGUCGGUCAGGACAAAUCGUGCGUGCUCUCAAUCUCAUACUGGACAUGCCAUUUCCUGCCGAUGCGAAGAUAUGGGGCUCAAUGCUCAGCGCAUGCCGAAGCCACGGCGAUGUCGACACGGCCGUGGUGGCUGCCGAGCGGCUCGUCGCGCUGGAACCAGACGACGUCGGCAACCUAGUCAUGCUGGCCAACGUGUACGCCGCGGCGAGGCGGUGGAGCGAGGUCGCGAGCACGAGGAAGUCAAUAAGGAGCAGGAGCAUGAAGAAGACCCCGGGGUGCAGCCUGAUCGAGGUGGACAACGUGGUGCAGGAGUUCGUCGCUGGAGAGGACCUGAAACCUGAAUUUGGAGGCAUUGUUGGCGUUCUGAACAUCCUGGCCUCGCAGCUUGCAGAAGAGGGUGUAGAUUCCAUCGAUUCAGAUUGUUUUGUUGAUGCAAAUAUGUCUGCUAUUGUGUUCUGACCAUUGCACAUGUGUUGUUGUGAAUGUGAUUAGCAAAGUGAAGCAGAUUAAGGGCUCCUUUGAUUCCAAGUAUUUUCAUAGGCAUU